UAAUCGGAUUGUUUCGUUAAGAAACGAUCAUAAGCCGAUGGUUUUUCGAAAGGCACACAUUGCAUUGUGGGUUGUUUCUUUUGGCGCGUAAAUUUUAGCGGGACAAAAAACAUUUGAUCAAGUGACGACAAGAUGGUGGAGGUAACAGAUGAAGAAUUACAAACUGAAUUUGAAGAAUUUGCUGUUAACGUUGAAGAUCCAGCUAUCUUAGACAAACUUAAAGAAAUAUGCCAUGGGUGUAGACUGACUGCUGAGGAUUUGGUUUGUCAAUGGAUAUCGUUUGCACAAACGUUAACGAAUCAAGAUCUUACUAUAGAUGUUCUUGAAGAAUUCGAACGCAAGCAAUUAUUCGAAAGUAAUAAGAAGAACCAAACACAGUUCAAUAAACAUGAAGCUCCUCGUAUGUACACAAAAGAUGAUCUGGAUAAUCUUUUGAGUCCUGAUGAAGAAGAUGUAGAUGUAUUCAGCUCAUAUGCAGAAACACCAGAUAAUAGGAAACUAUUGAAAAAGAGGAUUCAUACUACACCAGAAGUACUGACUAACAAGCGCCACACCUCACUUACCAGAACCCCAGGUCCAAUGCCAUUCUCUCCUUCAAGUUUAUCUCCAGCUAUGGCCACUCCCUCAGCAAAGUAUGCUUCACGUCGUAAUGCUGGAGAAUCUGUUUGUUCUUUUGUCCCUAAUGGUAAAACACUUGACAAGGAUUCAUGGAAUGGCACUGGUGUGACUUUAGAUAUUGAUGUUGCCGACAAAGAGAUAGCACUGACUGAGAGGUUUAAAUAUAUGUUUCAGAAACAGGCUGAUAAAGCUAAUGUUUUGAAUGACAUGAUAGAUGAGAUGGCUGAGAGACUAAAGAAGGAACAUGGUAUUGAAGAGUUCUCCAAUGCAGCAUCUUCUAAUCAAGUGGAGAUCAAUACAGUUGGUAUGGUGUGCUGUGAUUCUGUUGGCAAACUGAAUGCAAGUUCAUUAAUGCUUGAAGGCUCCAUUGACUUGUCUCAAGGCCAGCAAGUAAAGGUUGACCUGUCCAACAUUCACCAGUUUGCAUUAUUUCCUGGACAGGUUAUUGCUGCAAGGGGAUUGAACAGCACAGGACAAAAAUUUGUUGUAAAUCAAAUCUAUAAUGGUGUCCAGUUACCAUUUUACUCUGCAUUGGACAAAAACAAUGAUAAAUUACACAAAUCUUCAAGUCCCUUUAGUAUGAUGGUUGUCGCAGGUCCUUUUACCACAUCCGAUAAUCUCCUCUAUGAGCCUCUGAAUGAUCUCAUUACAGUCAUAAAGAAGGACCAACCUGAUCUUCUUAUACUUCUUGGUCCAUUUGUUGAUGCAAAGCAUGAGAAGAUUGAAAGUGGUGACCUUGAUGAGACAUUUGAAGAAAUGUUUACGAGACAAGUAGUAACUAUAGUUGGUGCCAUACAAAGACAACAGACCAAAGUGGUUAUAGUCCCAUCCCAAAGAGAUGUUCAUCAUGACUUUGUCUAUCCGCAGCCACCAUUUGUUGACAAGGACAACAUCUUUAAGGACAACAAAAAUGCGUACUUUGUGUCUGAUCCAUGUUCUCUGUUGGUAAACAAUAUCGUUAUUGGAAUAACUUCAACAGAUGUGUUGUUGAAUUUGGGCAGUGAAGAAACAGCAAGCCCUCCAGGGUCAUCUGACCGACUUGGUCGCCUGGUCAAACAUCUUUUAUACCAACACAGCUAUUAUCCAUUACAUCCAACAAGUGAGGAUAUCAACAUGGACUAUGAGAAGUUUGCCAGCCAUGCAUCUCUGCCGUGUACACCAGAUAUUUUGAUUCUUCCUUCAGAUCUAAGAUACUUUACCAAGGAUAUUCUUGGUUGUCUUUGUGUGAACCCAGGCCGUCUUGCCAAGGGUCAAGUUGGAGGAACAUAUGCAAGAAUCUAUGUCAACCCAAAUACUGAACAUACUGAUAAAUCUCUUUCUCAUAUUCUUUCAAAUUCUUUAGCAGAAGUGGUCAGAAUAUAGAUCAAUAUAAAAACAUCAGUGUCUGUACAGUUAAAAAAAAAUUAAUAUUUCCUGGGAUUUUUAAUACAAUUCAAAAAAUUAAAAUACUGGUAGUUAUUAUAAGCAUCUUAUUUUUUUCCUGCAAAGUACAGUUAAUACAGGAAUGUCUUAAGUAAUUAUAAUUAAAGUUCUCAUUCAUAGAAAAUGUAAGAUUUAUUUUUGAUUACAUUGUUUGAUGAUGCAAAUUUCAAAGUUUUGGGAAAGACUGACACAUGAGUUUAUGCAUUAAGAUGUAAAGUACCAAUCAGUCAUAAAACACAUGCCGAUGGAAA
Actinia tenebrosa (Australian red waratah sea anemone) is the source of this 2291-nucleotide messenger RNA. RefSeq names its product DNA polymerase alpha subunit B. The record is from RefSeq and is a predicted model, not a curated record. Gene Ontology annotation, molecular function: DNA binding. Gene Ontology annotation, biological process: DNA replication initiation; DNA replication. Lineage: Eukaryota; Metazoa; Cnidaria; Anthozoa; Actiniaria; Actiniidae. Gene Ontology annotation, cellular component: alpha DNA polymerase:primase complex.